UCUGAGUUGAUGCUGAUUUUCAGCCGUGAGAGAAAGAAUGUUAUCCGCUAUUCGGCGUCGCAAGUUGUGGACGCCAACUUCACUUUCAGCACCGAGCGUCAGUGUGUCUCUGUAAGUCGGACACUUGCGAAGCAUUGAAAAAGAUCGCAUAAACCAUGAUCUGAAGUCUGCAUUGUGUCAGUGGAUGUGGACUUGAACUCACACACAUCAGUCAUGUCUCAGUCUGUGCCCUGUACGACUGUGUGGGACUGGUUAUGUGUGCUUCGUCUAGAACAGUAUUCUGAGGCAUUUCAGAGCGCCGGGCUGGCAACGUUACGAGAAUGUCGCAACCUCACACCAGAUCAGCUAGAGCGGAUGGGCAUCACCCUGCCGGGUCACCAGAGACGCAUCCUGGCCAGCCUGAACAAAACACAUGUUAAUCGUGAUGCGCACAACUCGACACAAUCUGAUGCACACUCCUACCUUGUACACACUGAGAGAACAGAUGGAGAUCAGAAAUUGAAGGAGACAGGACAGUCCAAAGUGUUGCAGAGAGACAGACCUGUGCCUAUCCCACAGGAAAAAAGUGCCCUGAAGGAAAGUGAGAAAAGAGAUGGAGAGACAUCGAGACCUACACCCAGAGAAAGAGAGAAACCAGUUCCCAAGGAGAGACAAGUGUCCAGGAUGAAGGAGGAAAGUGGAGAAGAAGGAGAGAAGAGGCCAGUUCCUCGACAAAAACAAGCAGCACCUAGACGAGGAAAAGAAGAAGAGAGGGAUAGAGGAGAAGAUGGAGAGAGGGAGAGGCCUGUGCCUAAAGAGAGGACUAAGUAUCGCACUAAUGCUCCAGUGGAUUCUCUCCCCCUUAUCUCUCUAACUUCUGACACCGCUUUACCCCCAGUCCCACCACGAAGCACCCCGAACUGCCCUCCGCAGCGCUUCACCUCACCUCUGAGUCCCUCACCUCCUGCUCAAACCUCUCCCUCACCCAAACAGGCCAGACAUGCAAUUAAAGCCCCACCUGUAAUGAGUAGAUCUGUGUCCCAGACUUCCACCCCCAGCAGCACCCCUACCCAAACCCCCACAAAAGCACCUCUCCAGCCUCCUUGCUUCCCCUCCUCCGAAACUCGGCCUCAGACAUUAGCCAUACAGCUACCUGUCCAGCAUUUGGGUAGUGAUGGAGGAAGAAAAACGUCACCCAUCUCCCCCACUGCCUCUCCCAGUGAAGACAGAAAUGCUCCACCUCUCCCUCCUAAAGUUGGUAUUGGAUCUAAAGGUGCUCCACCAAUCCCACAGAGGUUUCCUGCACAGUCUCCCAGCACUCACAGCCCCCCUUUCACCAAGGCAGCCGCCGAUGAGAUACAGAUAGACCAAACUCCACAGGUUCCACCACGGAUCAAGACACCUCAAACUCAACAAAAAGCACAACAGUCAACUCAACCCGACACUCAGCCGGCUCUGCCUGCUAGAAGGGUCCCACAGCCUCCUCCUGAGAGCAUCGAUCAUAAUUCUGAUGACUACGAGGAUCCAGACUUGUUUUGCUCCAGUGUUCAUCAAAUGAACACAUCUGACAGGGAUAUGUCCCUGCAAGUGCCCAAUCGAUCAAAGGGGCGGUACAGUUCUUUGUGCAGCGAUGAUGAACUGUUGGAUGAUGAAGAUAAUACACUAUGGCAGGAUGAUGGCAUCAACAGCCUGCAAGGCAGCUUCUACCUGCCAGACACUGGCAGACUGGCUUCAGCCACUAAAGAAGACAGCUCUCAGCUCACAGCUGUCAUCAAAAUGGGCUGGUUGGACAAGAAUCCACCACAAGGGGCCCUUUAUUAUCAGAGACGCUGGGUAAAGCUAGAUGCUGACUACCUGAGAUACUUUGACAAUGACAAGGAAGUGUAUUCUAAAGGGUUGAUCUCAACGGCAUUCAUCACUAAUGUGGUCAGUGUGGGAGAGCUGAAGUUUGAGGUCGUCACAGACAACCGUACGUUCAUCUUCAGGGCUGAAACUGAAGCUGAGAGAAAGGAAUGGGUGACUGCACUGCAGGACUGCACUGGGGGGCGCCAUAGGCGCAGUAUCAUGAGCCCUGGUUCACCUUUGACCCCAGAAUAUCAGGGCUAUUUGGAGCUUAGAGGGUUACGCUCCAAACUUUAUACUGUUGUCGCCUCAGAUAAGGUUUUUCUCUACAAAGGCAUUGAGGACUACCGUAUAGGAGUGGGUAUCACAUCCAUCGAGAUGAAUGUAGGAAACGUUAAAGACACCGAUCGUCGUAGCUUUGACCUCACCACACCUUACCGCAUAUUCAGUUUUAUAGCAGAGUCAGAGCAGUUGAAAGAGCAGUGGGUGGACGCCAUGCGGAAUGCCAUAGGUGAAGCCUUGUCCAACAGCGAGGUGGCAAAUCGGAUCUGGGCGGAACCUAGCAACAGUCUCUGUGCUGACUGUGGGGCUCCCAAGCCGGAGUGGGCAGCCAUCAACUUGUGCGUGGUGGUCUGCAAACGAUGCGCAGGAGAGCACAGAGGACUGGGUCCUAGCAUCUCUAAAGUUCGUAGUCUGAAGAUGGACAGGAAGGUCUGGACAGAAGAGCUUGUACAGGUGUUCCUGUUGCUAGGCAACGAGCGGGUAAACAGUUUCUGGGCAGCUAACGUCCCACCAAGUGAGGCUCUGACACCAUCUAGCUGCAGUGAAGAAAGACGGCGCUUCAUCACCAACAAAUACCGCCAGGGCAAAUACAGGAAGUACCACCCUCUGUACGGAAACCAGAAAGAGCUCAACAAUGCGUUGUGUAUAAAUGUACAGAGCAGCGACGUGUUGGAGACAUUAAGCCUGAUUUUCUGCGGUGCAGAUGUAAACUGUUCAACUGGUAUGGCCAGUUGCCCCUCCCCUCUCUCCCUGGCCAACACACACUCACAACCCUUACAGGCUGAGUUACUUAGCCACAAUCUCAACACAGAGCUGCCACGGUCAGAGGGGGUUGAGGACAUGGAGGCGGUACAUUACUCAGCAACGCCUUGUGUGUCUCACAAUGGCUUCCUGUUCAAGACUGCAUCCAUGGCUCGGGCUAUCACAGAGCGCAAGGCUAGAGAGGAGUUCAGUCGUCGCUGGUGCACGUUGAAUGAUGGCACAUUUAGCUACUACGAGAGUGACAGGAACUCAAACCCCAACGGAGCUCUAAAGGCUUCAGAGAUAGUCUGUUUGGCUGUUGACACGUCUGAAAAGCAUGGGUAUGACCAUACCUUUGAACUCUACUCAGAAUCAGAGCGUCUUUAUCUGUUUGGCACUGACGACCCAGAUAGCCACAAGGAAUGGGUCAAGUCCAUUGCCAAGAGCUUUAUCCCAGCCAGUGCAGAGCCUUUGCUCAGGUUGGGUUUUGAGCGGAUCGGGCGGCUGAAGUGUAAAGACGGCUUGAACCUGCAAACAUCCAAAGUCGGUUGGUUCGCUCUGGUGGGCUCCACGCUUCAUGCCUAUCUGGAGAACAGCCAGGGAGAGGAGAUACACCUCCGCAAACUGAAUGAACUCUCAAUCCAACAAGACAAUGAGGUGCUGGUACUGGUGGAGAGAGGCAGGACUCUGUACAUAGAGGGAGAAAGAAAGUUGGACUUUGCCGGCUGGAGUGCAGCCAUCCAGACAGCAGCAGGGAGUGGAGGAGACACGCUGAGCCAGCAGCAGCUCACAGAAACAGACAUACCGGUCAUAGUACACAGCUGCAUUGGCUACAUCACACAGUGCGGCUUGACGUCUGAGGGGAUCUAUCGUAAGAGCGGUGUGAACUCCCGCGUGGCAGCACUGUGCGACAGAUUCCGUCGUGAUGCUCGCAGCCUUCGUCUGAGGGAAGGAGAGCACCAGGUAGACGACGUCUCCAACACACUUAAACGCUUCUUCAGGGAGCUGGAAGAAGGACUGUUCACUUCUGAGAAUGGAACCACUUGGCUCAGUACUGCUGCCAUUCAGGAUGAAAAUGUGAAAAUCUCCCAGUACAAAGUGCUGCUAAACCGACUGCCUCGUGUCAACAAGGCUACACUACAAGCCCUCAUCAACCACCUCUACUGUGUGCAACGUUUUUCUGAGCUGAACCAGAUGAAUCUCCAUAACCUGGCCAUAGUGUUCGGUCCCACACUGUUCCAGACUGACGGGAAAGACUACACUGCCGGCCGCGCCAUAGAGGACCUCAUACAGCACUACACACUCAUCUUUGAGGUGGAUGAGCAGCAGCUGAAGAAGCAGCUAGAAGAGAUCACCGUUAUCAUCCAAGUGCGAGAGAAGCUCAACACAAAGUUUCCUAGUACUGAACCAGGGGGGCAUUUCAUCUGUACAGUGUACCUGGAGGAAAAGAUGGACACAGCAGAGCAACAUGUCAAGAUCCCCGGUUCCAUGACAGCAGCAGAGCUGACAUGUGAGGUUUUGGACCGGCGCAACAUCCCAGUCAAAGACAAAGAAUACUGGAGCUGCUGGGAGGUCAGCGACAAGGAGGAAAUGGAACGUCCGCUGCACUAUCAGGAGCGAGUCUUACCCAUCCUUCACUCCUUUGGCACUGACUCCCAUCUGCUCAUCAAGAAACACCCUGCUAUGGAGGCAGUGAUCGUCUACCUGGCCAAUAAAGUUGAUCCAUCCAAACACGGGAUGAUGAAAUUCCGAGAGGAACGAAGCAUCCUUGGAUUGGGAUUGACCACCGGCAGUUUCCAUGAUCGAUAUUUCAUCCUCAAUUCCACCUCUCUGAGAAUGUACAAGGAAGUCAGAAGUAACCGCCCAGAACGUGACUGGCCAGUGAAAAAUCUGAGAAUAUACAUGGGUAUCAAGAAGAAACUCCGUCCCCCCACAUGUUGGGGACUGACAGUGGUCUAUGAGAGUAAGAAACAAGAGAAGCCAGAGAGACAGCAGUGGUAUCUCUGCUGUGACACUCUUACAGAAAUGAGGGAGUGGUAUGCUACUUUUCUCAGUAUCCAGAACGACGGCAACGUGUGGCCUCAGGACGGACUCCAGCAGACGCGGAGUGCCCGCGUGUUGCCGGAUACGCGUCAUGGUAACGUGUCACUGAUACCGCUGCGUGGCAGUGAGAAUGAGAUGCGGAACAGCGUAGCAGCUUUCAGCCAAGACGCACUUGCUCUCUUUAGAGAUGUUCGGUAAUGGUUGCUGAAAGGAAGGACAGAUGGUCAGCCUCAUCAGACGCCCUCUCAACAUUCCAGUAACAUCAUCAUUGUGCGACUGUACGGACCAGAAUGACGGACUCUGAGACACUUUUGAAUAUGAACUGGACCAAAAACUAAACAAGAUCACUUGUAAAAUACGAGCUACACUGGUUUUCCCGCACAAUUGAAUUUUACUUGACUCGAUGUACAUAAAAAACGAAAAAGAGACAGUUUGAUGGACUACAAUCACCAUGAAGAUUUCCUCAAUCGCUUCCAGCUCAAUGUGCGCUCAACACUCCACUGUUACAUUGGUCAGUGGCAUUUACUGCAUUGCAUUAUGGGACAGAGGCAUGAAAUACAUGCUGCAGAGAAACCUUUAAUCCUAUAUUGUGUUUGUUUUCAGAAAGGACUUAGGUUAUUCUAAGGCACUAGCACUGAGUGCUUAGAAAGUCUUUUUUUUUAUAGAAAAUAGAAGUUUAUUGACAUGCAGUUGUUGCUGAUUCUGAUUUAUAUUUUUGUGAUGUUUUUAGCUCUCUCUCUGUACUAUUGCUCACAGACGAAUUGUCGGGAAAAUCCUGCAGUUCAAAAUGUAAUAAUUGCUAUUGUAAGCAAAGCUGAUGUCAUAGGAGGCAGUGUCCUGAUUUGGACGCAGAGAAAUGUCAGGUGAUGGAUCGGUGUCUGUUACACCGCAGGGCAUUUGCCAGUAAUGUGCAAAACCUUGCUCAGAGUUGCAUAUUUGUCAAUUUGUCUGCACAAAUGAGUCAGAGUGUGCAUACAGUAUGUGUGUGACUGUGUGUUUGGACAAGUUGUAUGUGUGUCUUUUGAAAAGUGGAUGAAGGAGGGGCAUGUGCUGAAAAACAUUUCUUUUCUUAAAAUAAAAAGAAGAAAGUCGCAGGUCAGGACAAAAUGGUUUUUGUCAUAAUAUGUGAUAAAAUAAGAGAAGUACUUAAUUUAUCAUUAUCUUUCAUUCUGAGUGCACCUUAAGUAGGUCACAUUGCAAACCGCAUUUACGUAUUCAAAACAAUGUCUUCGCCUUAUCAGUAGUCUCGUCUGUCCCACUGCUCUUUGUUUAAGCUCUGUCUCUUCAUCCUGUUCUCCCACAAUCCUCAGCACUGCCUCGUCUCUGUAGGCCCUUUACUAAAGUGAAGCACAGGUGAUAGUCUGAGGUGGUUUACAGUGCAUGGGCAGAGAUUUACCAACAGUAUUUAGGGAGUUUUGGAUUUUGAAUGACUUGCAUUGGAAUAACCUUAUUUGUCAAAGACAGGGGAACAGUAUCUGGUGAGCACUGAAACAACAUCAACUUUUAGUGUGUUAUCAUCUUUCAUAAUUGUUUCUAGUUUAAACCCAAAAAUGUAUAUUUUGUCUAAAGGAAAGUCAUAAAACAAUCUAUGUUAACUGUAUUAAACUGUCGAAAACCA
This is a messenger RNA of Thunnus maccoyii (southern bluefin tuna), 6505 nucleotides long. RefSeq names its product arf-GAP with Rho-GAP domain, ANK repeat and PH domain-containing protein 1-like. Lineage: Eukaryota; Metazoa; Chordata; Actinopteri; Scombriformes; Scombridae. Gene Ontology annotation, biological process: signal transduction; positive regulation of GTPase activity. The transcript is spliced from 34 exons. The record is from RefSeq and is a predicted model, not a curated record. Gene Ontology annotation, molecular function: phosphatidylinositol-3,4,5-trisphosphate binding; GTPase activator activity; protein binding. Bases 214 to 5085 code for a protein of 1623 amino acids.